CUUCAAAAAUACGAUACGCAUCCUUCUUCGUUUUUAUUACCUUUACAAGGCAAAUUAAUCUUUAAAAUCAAAUAAGUUUAUACAAUUUAGUAUUUACCAAUGAAUUAAUAUUUUGAUUAUAACAAUGGACGUGCUAAUAACUCUAGUCUACCUGCUUUUCUCAAUAUGCGUGGUGUACCCUCCUACCGAGUUCGUCUCGGCCGGUUUCACGAUAGCCCAACUCUUCGAGAGCUACCUCGGCUCCGAGAACGUAAACUUCGUGGGUUACCACAUGAAGCGGAUAACUAUAACUGCUUUGAUACACUCGGCGUUGCCUAUGGGCUAUAUUCUGUGUUUGUAUUUCGGUGGCGAGCGUAGUGCGUGGUUACUGGCGGGGUUCGCGGGCACGGCGAUCCUGCCGCUGCUCAUGGUGUAUAAGAUAGUGUGUUGGUGGGAGAGCAAGACAAAGCACCCGGCCGUGGCGCCGCUGAUCCCGUACGUGACGGAGGGUAGUGACUGGAGGGUGGUCGCUGCGCAAUUGAAUACAGAAUUUAGAGGUGUGGACAAGGUGUCCCUCCCGCUGACGGCGACCAGCAAGCUGGUGGCGACGGAGACGUGGCUCAUCAAAGUCACUUCCUACAACCUGUUUGUCAUCAAACAGAGUGACUGUGGUCUUGUCGCUACUGAUACAGACAUCCCCGACCUCACGGCAUCCAUAGAAGAAGAGACACAGUAUGUGAACAUACAAGUAGUGCCGUCUCGAGAUGAUGUAGCUGCCUUCAAGUUCAGAAUCACCACUCAGGCCCUACGUGACUUGCAGCCAAGGUUGUCGCAGACGGUGCGUGUGCCGGCCCACGUCUCCCUCCUGCCUUCGCUGGUGGAGCGUUUCGUGGCAGUCUUUAACCAGCAUGUAGAGCAGAACCCUGUCUACUACGUGGACGAGGAGCUAGAAGUAUGCAUCGGCUGCAUGCAGGCCCCUGCCGAUGUGAAACUGCGCAAGCGCUGCCACUCGCCGCCCGCGCACCUCGUCGGGGGCCCUCCCGAGUGCCAACAAUGCAAUUGCAGAGUGCUGUGGUGCGCGUCGUGCAUGGCGCGCUGGUGGGCGGCGCGCGCCUCGGCGGCGGGCGCGGCGCCCGACACGUGGCUCUCCUCCCGGGGGAGCUGCCCCGUCUGCCGCGCCGUCUGCUGUCUGCUGGACGUGUGCCCCGCCAGAAGGUACGCAUCAUGA
This is a messenger RNA of Cydia fagiglandana, 1207 nucleotides long. Its product is annotated as E3 ubiquitin-protein ligase TM129. Lineage: Eukaryota; Metazoa; Arthropoda; Insecta; Lepidoptera; Tortricidae. The transcript is spliced from 6 exons. Gene Ontology annotation, molecular function: ubiquitin protein ligase activity. The record is from RefSeq and is a predicted model, not a curated record. Gene Ontology annotation, cellular component: membrane; endoplasmic reticulum. The coding region runs from base 125 to 1207 and encodes 360 amino acids. Gene Ontology annotation, biological process: protein ubiquitination.